AAUUAGGUCUUCAAUGUCGAAACGCAUGUUCAGCUAAAAUCUGGUUGCCAAUCCGUUCUAGUGUCGUUAAAAUAUUUGGGGGUUUCUUAAUAGGUCUUAUACAGAUAUUGUGCAUCACAUACUCCAAAUGUUUAGCCUACCAGUAUGAUGUAUUAACACAUUUAAAUGGAAGGGGACCAAUUAGAUUUUGAAGAUCCUUCAACAUCGUGCCUUGAUAAGACUGAUUCUACCAGUCAAAGUCCUACUAUGUGCCCUAUAGUAAUGGAAGCAGCUGAACAAGAAUUAAUAACAGAAGAAUCUGCUCCAGCUACAGAUUCCGAUGAAAUUGGUGUGGCAAACAUUAUACAAAGUAGUAAUGAAUACCUUCAUUUAGUUGCCAAUGAUACAUGUACAGACCAAGAGAUUUCCUCGGACGAAAGUCCUUUACUUAGGGAUGAUUGGGGCGAUGACGAUGAAAAUUGGACAGAUGACCAUAGUGAAAAUACUGAAGAAGCAUCUAGUGCCAAUGGUGUUGUUAGGAAAAGAAAAAUAUCAAGUUCAACAUUGGCAUCUGAAGAUUUUCCGUCCAAAAAACAAUAUUAUGAUCAAAAUAAUAUGACACUUGAUGAAAGACUGAUUACUAAAAUGGUGGACAAUGAGUUGCCUGUUGAUAAGGUUAAAGUACGCCGAAGUUGUAUACCGUCCAAAGAUGAUCCCCCUGAAGAAAUGAUGGAGUGGUUAAAAACAUUUACGAAGUGGUCAAAUGCAGAACGAAUGUUGGCCAUAGGUAUGUUGGUAGAUGAAUGUGAACCUACCCAAGUUCGACAUAUGUUACAACUUAUCGAACCUCAGUUUCAAAGAGAUUUUAUUUCUUUACUCCCUAAAGAAUUGGCAUUGUAUGUUUUGUCAUUUCUGGAACCCAAAGAUCUUUUAAAGGCUGCUCAAACUUGUCGAAGUUGGAGAUUUUUAUCUGAAGAUAAUUUACUAUGGCGAGAAAAAUGUCUGAAGGCUGGUAUUUCAUUAAUGGAACCCCCAGCAAAUAAACGUUCUAGGAGUCGGUAUUCAAUUAGUUCACCCUGGAAAGCUUCAUAUAUGAGGCAACAUGCAAUAGAAAUGAAUUGGAGGGUAAAGCCAAUUAAAAUGCCAAUAAUACUAAAGGGUCAUGAUGAUCAUGUAAUUACGUGUCUACAGUUUUGUGGUAACCGAGUAGUAAGUGGCUCUGAUGAUAAUACGCUGAAAGUUUGGUCUGUCACAUCUGGAAAAUGUUUAAAAGUUUUAACUGGUCACACCGGAGGAGUUUGGUCUUCACAAAUGGCUGGUAACGUAAUUAUUAGUGGUUCUACUGACCGUACUUUAAAGGUGUGGAAUGCUGAAACUGGUCAAUGUACACAUACUCUCUAUGGACACACUUCAACUGUUCGUUGUAUGCAUUUACAUGAAAACAAAGUUGUAAGCGGGUCGAGAGAUGCUUCACUCCGCCUAUGGGAUAUUAAGACUGGAGAAUGUCUAUCGAUAUUUCAUGGGCAUUUAGCUGCUGUACGAUGUGUGCAAUAUGAUGGCAGGUUAAUAGUUAGUGGCGCUUAUGACUAUUUGGUCAAAGUGUGGGAUGCAGAAAGUGAAACUUGUUUGCAUACGCUAUCUGGUCAUACAAAUCGUGUAUAUUCAUUACAAUUUGACAGUACUCAUGUUGUUAGUGGAUCAUUAGACACUAGUAUAAGAGUAUGGGAUGUUGAGACUGGUACUUGUAAGCAUACUUUAAUGGGACACCAAUCACUAACAUCUGGAAUGGAAUUACGAGACAAUAUAUUAGUUUCUGGAAAUGCAGACUCUACUGUUAAAGUUUGGGAUAUACUUACUGGACAGUGUUUACAAACAUUAUCAGGUCCAAACAAACAUAACUCGGCUGUAACAUGCCUUCAAUUCAACUCAAGGUUUGUGAUAACGUCUUCAGAUGACGGAACUGUUAAAUUAUGGGAUGUCAAAACAGGUGAAUUUAUUCGAAAUUUAAUAGCCUUAGAAAGUGGUGGAAGUGGUGGAGUUGUAUGGCGCAUCCGAGCUAAUGAAACUAAACUUGUGUGUGCAGUAGGCAGUCGAAAUGGUACUGAAGAAACAAAGUUAUUUGUAUUAGAUUUUGACGCCGACCUCAAGUAACAAAAAAAAAAAAACAAAAAUCAAAAACUCGGUAGUUUGCAUCACAUUAUACAUUUUUUGUUUGGUUAAGGAGAGUUACGAGUAUUUGGGACUGUUAUGGUACUUAGUUAAACUAAAGUCCCUAGAAUAUAUUUUAUCAGUUAUCACAUUUUAGUGUAUUUCGUUUCAGUAUUAUACUCUUUAUUACUAUUAAUUUGUCAAGGAAAGAAAAGCAUAAGGUUCCUGGUAAAAAAAAAUUGUAAUGAAAUGUUGAUUAGUGAUUUAUAGCGUACUAUAAUAAAGUUAUUCGUUAACUUGAGCAUAAUAAUCUAGUCUUUCAAAGGGGAACCUUAUUUAGUUACAGUGUUCAGCUAUACUAUGUUCAUAUUUGGUAGCAUUGGAUGAUCUGACUG
Molecule: messenger RNA, 2522 nt
Organism: Adelges cooleyi (spruce gall adelgid)
Lineage: Eukaryota; Metazoa; Arthropoda; Insecta; Hemiptera; Adelgidae
Gene: ago
Product: F-box/WD repeat-containing protein 7
Exons: 12
Coding region: 166-2130 (654 amino acids)
Biological process (GO): proteasome-mediated ubiquitin-dependent protein catabolic process; ubiquitin recycling
Cellular component (GO): nucleus; cytoplasm
Molecular function (GO): ubiquitin binding
Source: RefSeq, a predicted model, not a curated record